Molecule: messenger RNA, 1589 nt
Organism: Aphidius gifuensis
Lineage: Eukaryota; Metazoa; Arthropoda; Insecta; Hymenoptera; Braconidae
Product: invertebrate-type lysozyme 3-like
Exons: 4
Coding region: 121-585 (154 amino acids)
Molecular function (GO): lysozyme activity
Source: RefSeq, a predicted model, not a curated record
CCAGGGUCCAGCAUUAACCGGCAAACAGUCAUCAAAAGUAUCAGCUCGUUAACUGUGCAUUUGUAAUAGCGAAAAGAAAAAAAAAAAACAUCUAUAAAAUAUAAUAAUUGUCUAUUUAAAAUGACCAUGAAAAUAGUAAUUGUUGUGACUUUGCUGGCUGCUUGUACAUACGGUCAACAAGUAUCAUCACAAAAUAGUACAGCAGAGCCAAUAUCACAAAUAUGUUUUGGUUGUAUUUGCGAGGCUGCUUCUGGAUGUGAUACUCAGACUGGUUGUGAUGGUGCUGUUUGUGGUCCAUUUCGUAUCACUUGGGGAUACUGGGCCGAUGCUGAUAAAAUAACAUUGAAUGGUGAAGAUCCAAAAACUGAAGGAGCUUAUUCUCGUUGUUUGAAUGAUGCUUUCUGUGCUUCCAAAGUUGUCGAGAGUUAUAUGAACAAAUUUGGUCAAGAUUGCAACGGAGAUGGUCGUAUAAACUGUGAUGAUUAUGUUAGAAUUCAUCGACUUGGUGGAUAUGGUUGUAGUUCUCCACUUGACUCCAAGUAUGAAAAUACCUACAAGACUUGUAUGAAAACUUUUAGUCAUUAAAAUAAUAAUAACAAAUUUUUCUAAAUUAAAAAAGGAAAAAGAAAAAAAAAAUUUAACUUGUCCAAAUCCACAGGCAUUUGUUAUCAAUAAAGUAUAAUUAAUUUUUCUAUAAAAAUUGUAAUAAGAUAAAAUAUAAAAUUAUUAUAAAUUUAAAAAAAAUAAAAACUUUGUUUAUUGGAAAUAUUAUGUAUCAUAUUUAUUUGCAUUGCAAAAUCAAGGUCAAUUUUGAUAUGACUUUGAUUGCUAAUUUUUUUUUCCUUAAUUUAAAAAUAAUAUAAAUAAAAUAGUUAUCAUUAUUUGUUCUAUAUAUUAUUUUAAAUAUAAAUUUUAAAUAAUUUAUUUAUAAUAAAUGGGUAAAAUGUUUUAUAGCUCGAUACAUUGGUCCAAAAUUUAAAUUUGGUCCAAAUUUAAAUUUAAAAAUAAUAUUUCAUCUUUUUAAAAACCAAGAUAAAUUUUGUUAAUUCCCUAUACCAUAAUUCAAAAUGUUUUAUAAUUUAUUUGUUUUAAUUACAUAGCGUAUUAUUUAGCAUGAUAACACUGAAGCCUAACACUAUAUAAACGCAAAAAUAUUCACAGUAUAAUAAUGUUUUAUUUUAUUUGUAAAAUAUUAAUUACGAAAAAUGUGGUUAAUACAUUAUUCACUAAUUGUCUUUACAAUUAUUUUUUCUACUCAUGUUGAUUUUGGUAAAUAUAUUUUUUAUUAUUUAAGGAAAAGUUGAAAAAAAAAAUUAAUUAAUAUUUCUUAUUUUUUUAACUCAAGCUGAAUCAAAUGAUUACUAUAUAAACGGUAUAGCAGCGUUAAGCGGACCACCACUUGCAACAAUUGUAAGAAAUAAAACUAUUGAAAAAUUUUGUUUAAACUGCAUUUGUAUGAAUGAUAAAAAAUUUCACGAAAUAACUAAUUGCAAUUAUGAUAAUCCUUGUGGACCAUUUGAUAUACCAUGGGAAUAUUGGGCAGAUGUAGGAAAUUUUACUAUUGAAAAUACAAAUAAUAAUAUUAAAAA